This is a messenger RNA of Gymnogyps californianus (California condor), 5201 nucleotides long. It is a transcript of the gene LATS1, whose product is annotated as large tumor suppressor kinase 1. Gene Ontology annotation, molecular function: protein binding; protein serine/threonine kinase activity; ATP binding. Gene Ontology annotation, biological process: hippo signaling; regulation of organ growth; peptidyl-serine phosphorylation. The record is from RefSeq and is a predicted model, not a curated record. Gene Ontology annotation, cellular component: spindle pole. Lineage: Eukaryota; Metazoa; Chordata; Aves; Accipitriformes; Cathartidae.
CGCGCGGGCGGGGCCGAGCUCCGUGUGCCCGGGCCCGGGGUGUUGCCGCCGCCGCCUUCUCGCCGCAGGAUAGCAGUUUUGGGUUGUGACCAACUCCAGCACUACAGGAACCACGGUUUCCAGUGAAGAGCCACUGCUUUCACAAGUUCUGAAACUACCAGCCAGUCUUCCUUGAAUUUUGGUGUGUGUGAGUCCUUGGUGGAGGUUGCAUAUAUACAUGUUUUCAUGAAGAGAAGUGAGAAGCCCGAAGGUUAUAGACAAAUGAGGCCUAAGACUUUUCCUGCCAGUAACUAUACUGGCAGCAGCCAGCAGAUGCUACAGGAAAUACGAGAGAGCCUCAGGAAUUUACCUAAACCCUCAGAUGCUGCUAAAGCUGAUCACAGCAUGGGCAAAAUGUUAUCUGAAGAUCCUAGGCAAGGCCGAACCCCCAAAUUUGUAACAUAUCAUAAAGUUUUGCAGGAGAUAAGAAACUCACUUCUGCCUUUUGCAAAUGAAACAACCUCAGCUGUCAAAGGAACGUCAGAAAUUAAUCGACAAAUGCUGCAAGACUUACAAGCUGCUGGCUUUGAUGAGGAUAUGGUUAUACAAGCUCUUAGACAAACAAACAACCGUAGUAUAGAAGCUGCCAUCGAAUUUAUAAGUAAAAUGAGCUACCAGGAUCCUCGUCGGGAACAGAUGGUUGCAGCAGCAGCAAGACCUGUAAACACAGGUAUGAAACCACCAGGGUCUGUACAGCAAUCAGUUAACCGCAAGCAGAGCUGGAAGGGUUCUAAGGAGUCCUUGGUUCCUCAGAGGCACGGUCCUUCCCUGGGAGAUGGUGUAGUUUAUCGCUCGGAAAGUCCCAGCUCUCAGCCUGAUGUAGGAAGGCCAUUAUCUGGAUCUGGCAUUGCAGCAUUUGCUCAGGCUCAUCCUGGCAACGGACAAAGAGUGAAUCCCCCACCUCUACCACAGAUAAGGAGUGUCACUCCUCCUCCUCCACCUCCUCGAGGACAGACACCCCCUCCAAGGGGAACUACUCCUCCACCUCCUUCCUGGGAACCAAACUCUCAAACAAAGCGUUACUCUGGAAACAUGGAAUAUGUGAUCUCCCGUAUUUCUCCAGUGCCACCAGGAGCAUGGCAGGAUGGUUAUCCACCUCCACCUAUGAAUCCUCCACCCAUAAAUUCUUCCACGCAGGGUCAGAGAGGCAUGAGCGCUGUCCCCAUUGGCAGGCAACCAAUAAUCAUGCAGAGUUCUGCCAACAGCAAAUUUAGUUUCCCCUCAGGAAGAGCUGGAAUGCAAAAUGGCAAUUGUCAGGCAGAAUUCAUAGUUCACCAGAAUGUGGUGUCUGGGAACUCAGUGAGUCGCCAGCCACCCCCAUACCCCAUGAAUCCAACUAACAGGCAAAGUCCCACAGCACUACAGAUGCAGGCAGGAGGAUCUGCUCCUCCUUCAGCAUACACCAAUGGGAAUCUGCCUCAGGCAAUGAUGGUGCCAAAUAGAAAUAGUCACAACAUGGAACUUUAUAAUACAAAUGUAGCUGGAAUACCUGCGUCCUGGUCACAGCCUUCCCCUGUGCAACCGCAGUCAUCACCUGGCAAUGGGCAUGACAUGCCUACAUGGCAACCCAAUGUUCCCGUACGGUCAAAUUCUUUCAACAACCAUCAUGGAAAUAGGCAGAGUCACUCAAGCAGCUCUCAGCCUUCAGCUACAACAGUAACAGCUAUAACGCCAGCUCCCAUUCAGCAACCGGUAAAAAGUAUGCGUGUGUUAAAACCAGAGCUACAGACUGCCUUAGCACCCACUCACCCUUCCUGGAUGCCACAACCAGUGCAAACCGUUCAGACCAUUCCCUUCUCUGAGAGUCCAUCUACAAAUAUGGCAGUUAUGUCUCCUGUUGCAGAGGCUCCAAAUUACCAGGGUCCCCCACCACCUUACCCAAAACACUUGUUACACCAGAAUCCCUCUGUCAAUCUGUAUGAGACAGGACCUAAGCUCAACAAGGAGGAACCACCUAUUUUAUCCAAGGAGGAUGAGAAUGAAAAGAAUUAUGAAUGUGUUGAUUCAACAGAUAAAGAAAAGAAACAAAUUACAACAUCACCUGUUCCUGUUAGAAAAAACAAGAAAGAUGAAGAAAGAAGAGAGUCUCGCAUUCAAAGCUAUUCACCUCAAGCCUUUAAAUUCUUCAUGGAGCAGCAUGUGGAGAAUAUACUCAAGUCACAUCAGCAGCGUUUGCAUCGGAAAAAACAACUAGAGAAUGAAAUGAUGAGGGUUGGAUUGUCACCAGAAGCCCGAGAUCAAAUGAGGAGAAUGUUGUGCCAGAAAGAGUCUAAUUAUAUUCGGCUAAGAAGAGCUAAAAUGGACAAGUCGAUGUUUGUAAAAAUUAAAACCCUGGGAGUUGGUGCGUUUGGAGAAGUUUGCCUAGCAAGAAAAGUGGAUACUAAUGCUUUAUAUGCAACAAAAACUCUGAGGAAAAAAGAUGUCUUGCUUAGAAAUCAAGUUGCUCAUGUUAAAGCUGAGCGGGAUAUCCUUGCAGAAGCUGAUAAUGAAUGGGUGGUUCGCCUGUACUAUUCAUUCCAAGAUAAGGACAAUUUGUACUUUGUAAUGGACUACAUUCCAGGAGGUGAUAUGAUGAGUCUCCUAAUUAGAAUGGGUGUCUUUCCAGAAAAUCUGGCACGGUUCUACACAGCAGAACUGACCUGCGCAGUUGAAAGUGUUCAUAAAAUGGGCUUCAUCCACAGAGAUAUUAAACCUGAUAAUAUCUUGAUAGACCGCGAUGGUCAUAUUAAAUUGACUGACUUUGGGCUCUGUACAGGUUUUCGAUGGACCCACGAUUCAAAAUACUACCAGAGUGGUGAUCAUGCACGUCAAGACAGUAUGGAUUUCAGCAAUGAAUGGGGCGACCCAGCAAAUUGCAGGUGUGGAGAUCGGCUGAAGCCACUUGAACGUAGGGCUGCACGUCAGCAUCAGCGCUGUCUGGCCCAUUCCCUUGUUGGCACACCCAAUUAUAUUGCGCCAGAAGUAUUGUUACGAACAGGUUACACACAGUUGUGCGACUGGUGGAGUGUUGGAGUAAUUCUCUUUGAAAUGUUAGUGGGGCAGCCUCCAUUCCUGGCACAAACACCACUGGAAACACAAAUGAAGGUUAUCAACUGGCAAACUGCACUUCAUAUUCCACCUCAAGCUAAAUUGACUCCAGAGGCCUCCGACCUUAUUAUUAAACUCUGCCGAGGGCCAGAAGAUCGUUUAGGCAAAAAUGGUGCAGAUGAAAUAAAAGCUCAUCCAUUUUUUAAAACAAUUGAUUUUUCAAGCGAUCUACGGCGGCAGUCUGCUUUCUACAUUCCCAAAAUUGCUCAUCCUACGGACACGUCAAACUUUGAUCCAGUUGAUCCAGAUAAAUUGUGGAGUGAUGAUGAUAAGGAAGGGAACAGAAAUGAUACACUUAAUGGGUGGUACAAAAAUGGAAAACAUCCUGAACAUGCUUUUUAUGAGUUCACCUUCCGAAGGUUUUUUGAUGACAAUGGCUACCCAUACAACAAUCCAAAGCCCAUUGAGUAUGAGUAUGGUAGUUCCCAAAACUCAGAACAGCAGUCAGAUGAUGAUGAUGAUGAACAGGCAGGUAGAGGAGUUCAAAAUCGUGACCUGGUUUAUGUUUAGUAGAGGAAUAAAGAUUAAAAACUAAAUAAACUUAUUUUGCAGCUGCAAUUUUUGAAGAGUCUCUUAAGAGAAUUGAGAGAGGAUUGCUAGGGUAAAUACAUGCACACUUUUUUUUUUUUUUUUAAAACACUAAGAAAAUUGUGUCUUCUCUUUCCCUCUGUGUACAUUUUGUUUCCCCAGAAUACAGGGAAAUCCUUCUCAAAUAUUAAUUUAUUCCAGCAUUGUUAAUUGUUUAAUUUAGAAGCGAUUUGAUGUUAGGUGAAAAAAAAAAAAAAUCACUUGAAUUUUAUUAUCGGUUCUCUGUACUCUAAGUACUCAAAAUAGGAAAUAGUGAUCAUUAUUUUUUUUUUUCCUAAGAUGAUGCCUAGUAUCUAUUUGUACAUAUGCUGAAUAAUUUUAGAAAACAAAUCUCUGCUUCAGAAUUUUUAAUGACAGUUUUUCCUUGCAUUGACCAAAUAUAAAACCAACUUUACACUAAUAAAGCUCUCUGAUACGUUUCUGGGGGAAAAAAAAAAAGAGGCUGCUCUACCCUCACUUCUCACUGUAUUUAGCCUAAUUAUUCACAGUGUUGGAAAAACUGAGCCAUCUAUCUGGUGAAAUGUUUCCAGCUGCUGUGGUAGUGGCAUAGUUCUCAGCUUUGGAACAAGAAAGUGUCAGUCUUGGCUAUAGUAUGAUUGUAAAGAGAUAAAGCAUUCAAACUAGUAGUAAUUGAAUUUGACACUAGUAAUGCUCUAGCAUGUGACUGGUACUCUCAAAGCAGAAGAAGUGCUCACUCAGAAACAACUUGAUUGUCUCCUGUCAUCAGUUCUUCUAUAGUUAUGAGAGGAAAAGAAGCUUUAGGAAAACACUUUCUGGAAUCUAGUUUAAUUUUCUGACUACAACCAAACUGUAAAGUGUGUACAGUUCUGCUUUAGUUGGAAUUUUUAGUUUGAAAAAUAAAUUUUAGAAUAGUUUCUUUAUUAUAUGUUUGAGAUAGUAAUGGGAAAAGAUUAUAAAUUACGACUUUUGAGACUGUUGUUGGAGAGACCAGUUUCACUUGGCUUUAACAGUUUUCCUCCUAGUUACACAGACAGUGAGGAGAAAUGUCGUGCACCAGUCCAUCUGAGCCAUCAGUAAGGUUCAGUGGUCCAUCUUUCACAGCCCAAUUCAGAACAGCAUUAGGAACUUAUGGCUGUGUCUGCUGCCUUCUGCGUUAGGGUUUUCAUAUUUUCCCGCAGCAGGUGAGCAGGCAUCCCCUUGGGUCUCAUGGUGGGAGGGUACUGAGCCUGUUGAGGUUACUGGGAGCAGGGAGGGAGGCAACCCUCUAAGCAGCUUCCCUGAGACAAGACCAGGAGUUACACGUGAGAGGCAGAAAGAAUUAUGGUUUUUCUCUCUCUGUUCCCCCCCCCCCCCCGAAGCUAACACAGUGGCAAAGAAAGUGCACUAAUUUUAGUAAACUUCCUGUCUUUUAAAACAUUUCCUCCCCCAUGGAAUUGAAUUCCAGUGGAUAAUCUAAUAAUGUGCCUGUAAGCAUUACUGCUUUCUUAAAUUAUUAUUUGUGCCAUUGCACUGGCAUUGUGACUAUC